Oreochromis aureus is the source of this 528-nucleotide messenger RNA. RefSeq names its product hemoglobin embryonic subunit alpha-like. The coding region runs from base 1 to 435 and encodes 144 amino acids. Gene Ontology annotation, molecular function: oxygen binding; organic acid binding; peroxidase activity. The record is from RefSeq and is a predicted model, not a curated record. The transcript has 3 exons. NCBI's taxonomy places the organism in Eukaryota, Metazoa, Chordata, Actinopteri, Cichliformes, Cichlidae. Gene Ontology annotation, cellular component: haptoglobin-hemoglobin complex; hemoglobin complex; blood microparticle. Gene Ontology annotation, biological process: oxygen transport; hydrogen peroxide catabolic process.
AUGACGACCCUUUCCGAAAAGGACAAGAACAUAGUCAAAACGUUUUGGGCUAAAGUGGCUGGCAGGGAGGAGGACAUCGGUUGUGAUGCUGUCUCCAGGAUGCUGACAGUGUACCCUCAGACCAAGACUUACUUCUCCCACUGGAAGGACCUGAGUCCCGGUUCUGACCCGGUGAGGAAACACGGAGGAAUUGUGAUGGCUGCAGUUACUGAUGCCGUCAGCAAAAUUGAUGAUCUGACCGGAGCUCUUCUGAGCCUCAGUGAGCUGCACGCCUUCACUCUGAGAGUGGACCCUGCAAACUUCAAGGUUCUCUCUCACAACCUCCUCGUGGUACUGUCCACCACAUUCCCCAACGACUUCACCCCCGAGGUCCACGUGGCUAUUGACAAGUUUCUGACUGCGGUGGCGCUUGCCCUGUCUGAAAAGUACCGAUAAACUGCACACCGACAGCCAAAAACAUGGGCUUGGAUACUCCCAAACUGAAUUUUAAUGUAAAAAUAAACAAAUAAAUCUAAUACAGUACAGCUG